This is a messenger RNA of Penicillium olsonii, 1245 nucleotides long. NCBI's taxonomy places the organism in Eukaryota, Fungi, Ascomycota, Eurotiomycetes, Eurotiales, Aspergillaceae. The record is from the annotation of a GenBank genome assembly.
AUGGCACACGGAGCCGAGGACUGCGCGACUGUUCUAGAACAGUUUGUUCACGAUGUCGCCAAUCUUCCAGCUGAGAUUAACCAUUUGAUGGAGGAGAUCCAAGCCAAGGACAAAGUCAUGCAAGAGUGUCGGGCGACCAUCAACUCCCGCGACAGCAGCAUCCAGAAGUUCAUCAAACUGAACGGCAGCCUCACGCCGAAUCCCAAAGAAGAGCCAUAUGGCAAGACCAUCCUUCAGAAUAUGGACAAAUCGCAUGAAUUACAGAAUGAAAAGAUCCAAUUGAGCGAGAAGGCCUGCGUCCUUCUUGAUCGACAAAUCAAGCGCCUUGACGUGCGCAUUCGAGAUCUAGUCAACGAAGGCCUUCUUACAAACGACCCUCCUCUGCCAUCAUUAUUCGACUCCAAAAACAAAUACCGCAACCCGCCAAAGGUCUUCUUCCCCGACUCAACGCCCUCCGAUUCACCCGCCUACUCCACACCCAUGACCGCCAACUCCGGAAGCACGAAUCCCAUCCUGGUUGCAGCGCAACGCCUUAAUCAAUCCACAACACCACGCCCACCCGGCUCCACUGCACAGAUUGCUCAGUCCACAGCGCGAAGCUCUGCUCCCGCAACACCCGCUGCGGCUGUCGUACACCUGCAACAAAGACAACGCGAAUCGUCCGCCGGAGCGGUGGAUUCUAAACGCCGUCGCUUAAACCCUGCUCUCGGUACUCUUCCAGCCGCUUCGUCGAAUUUGCGCCAAUCGUCCCUUGGUCCUGGGACACCUAAACCUGGUACACCGGCUGGAAGCCGUGCUGGAAGUGCAGGGCCCCGCACCAGCAUCGGUAUAAAGAAAGCACUUACUAAAAAGGUGGCGCCGCAUCAGCAAGUUAAGAAACUCAAGUCUGCGAACGGAAAGCCACUCAAGCGCUCUUCCAGUAGUGGGCGGAUCAAGGCAUCAAAGAAGUCGCCCAAUGGCGAGGGAGAUGAAGACGAUGACUCCAUGCUCAGUAGUGCCGAUACCUCAGAUUCGGAUAAGAGUGACGGUGCGGCAGAUGACGAUGUCGAUGACGACGAGGAGGAUGAGGGAAAUGAGGACUCGAAGGUCUAUUGUACCUGUCGCACGGUCAGCCAUGGGGACAUGGUGGCUUGCGAUAACGACGAGUGUCCUUAUGAGUGGUUCCACUGGAAGUGCGUUGGCCUAACCCGAGAACCGGUGGGGACAUGGUACUGUGACGAGUGCCGACGCACUCUUGGAAAAUAG